This is a messenger RNA of Mycetomoellerius zeteki, 2720 nucleotides long. RefSeq lists its product as uncharacterized. The record is from RefSeq and is a predicted model, not a curated record. The transcript is spliced from 8 exons. The coding region runs from base 75 to 2654 and encodes 859 amino acids. NCBI's taxonomy places the organism in Eukaryota, Metazoa, Arthropoda, Insecta, Hymenoptera, Formicidae.
AUAAAUAGAUAGUGUAAUAUUUAACGUAUAAAAUAUUAGUAAAUUGUAUCAAUUAAUUAUAAUAACGAAAAAAAAUGAGUUUGAAUAAAAAGUGUGUUACAUUAAGUGAAGUGAACAACAAGUUCACAGAAGAUGUGCUAAUAAAUAUCCUCUCCAAAGUAUGCAAUGGGAAAGAAGUGCAAUUGACAGAUUGGAGUUUUAACGAGGGAUCUGCUAAAGGUGAUAAUUAUUUGUCAAAUGUUUACAAGGGCAAAGUGAAUGGCAUUAUCGAUAGUGAUCCAAAGCAACAUGUGCAAGCGGAUAUUGUUGUAAAGUCAAUGCCAAAAAAUCCUGGAACACGAAAGACUCUCAGAUGUGUAGACUUUUUCAGUAACGAAAUCGCUUUUUAUACGCAGAUUAUUUCCAAAUUUGAAAACUUUCUAGCAGAAAAAGGACAAAGCGAUCUGUUAUGCAUACCACGUCAUAUAAUCUCCUCCACGGAUAGCGAAAACGGUUUUCUAGUUUUAGAAGAUGCUUCUUGCUUAGGAUUUCGUGCCGUCUCACGACAGAAUUGCCUAGAUUGGGCAGAAUGUUCAGCUGUCUUGAAGACAUUGUCCAAAUUUCACGCGAUCUCAUUUGCGUACAAAGAUCAAAGAAAGGAAGAGUUUGCAGAAAUGACAAAUUCUUUAAAAGAAACCUUCUUCGGCCAUAAACACUGGGACUGGUACAAAGGAUUUCAUGGAAAGAUACAAGUUCUAAUUAAACACGCAUUAGCUACCGAAUAUCCCAACAGCAAAGCUGAGAAACAAUACAAUUCUUACAAAUUUGGUGCUCUCUUCAAUAAGUGUACAGAACUAUGCGAUAGAAGAGAUGCUCCUACAUCUGUCGUAGUACAGGGUGAUUGUUGGGGUCCAAACUUUUUAAUCCGCGACGUUGGAAAAAAUCAAAAGCAAGCAUUGAUGCUCGACUUUCAGCUUGCACGUUGCGCAAGUCCUGUCAUAGACCUGUCGUUUGUAAUUUACGCUUGCACUCUGAAAUCAUUUCGUGAUCAAUAUUUUGAUGAGAUGUUAAAAACGUAUCACUCCGAGUUGAGCAAUGCCAUCAGAUUACUCGGGUCUGACCCAGAGAAACUUUAUCCAUGGGAUUUAUUCACGAAAGAGGUGAAGGAGCAAUUUGUGUUUGGUGUCUUUGCUUCGCUUGACGCUAUUCCAUUAUGCCUGAUAAAUGUAUCCGAAUCAUUUACUAUAGACACUGCUGUUGAGAGUGAUGAAGAAAUAGAUAUUGGUGAUGCAAUGUCAUUUUCUUAUUUUACAACAAGCGGAAGACAAAGACUAGCGGAUGUGAUAGUUCACGCUGUCGAAAAAGGAUAUUUAAUAAAUACGAAAGUAGAAGAAAUCGCGAUCAUGAGUCAAACUAAAAACCAUGUUAAUUUGAGCGACGUGAGUGACAAGUUCACGGAAGAGGUGCUGGCAGACGUUCUCCAUAAAGCGUGUAACGGGAAAAAGAUGCAGUUGACGGAUUGGAAUUUUGGCGAGGGAUUUGCCAAGGGUGACAGCUACCUGUCGACUGUUAACAAGGGUAUUCUGUACGGUAUUGUGGACGGGCAACAAGUACAAGUUAAUUUCGUCGUAAAGUCAAUUCCCAAAAACGUUGGUAGGAGAAAGACUUUCAGGAGCGAAGAUUUUUUCAGUAACGAAAUCGUGUUCUAUACAAAGAUUAUCCCCAAGGUUGAAAAAUUCUUAGCAGAGAGAGGACAAAACAAUCUGCUGCACAUACCACGUUACUUGGCCUCUUACAUGGAUGGUGAAAAUGAUUUUAUAGUCUUGGAAGACGUCUCUCCCCUAGGAUUUGGACCUGCGUCCAGGCAAAGCUGCCUCGACUGGGUGGAAUGUACAGUAAUCUUAGAAACUUUGGCGAAAUUUCACGCAAUUUCAUUUGCAUACAGAGACCAAAAAAAAGAAGAAUUCGUAGAAAUAACAAGCUAUUUAAAAGAAACCUACUUUGGUAAUCAUAACUGGAACUGGUACCAAAGAUUUCAUAAAAAGCUAGUGGAUAUAGCUAAACAUGCGUUAAUGAUGGAAUAUCCUAACAGUAAAGCUGAAAAGCAAUUUAAUUCCUAUGAAUUUGGUACACUUUACGACAAGUGUACGGAAUUAUGUGAAGGAGAUGCCCCGACGUUUGUCAUAGCCGCGGGUGACUGUUGGGCCCCGAAUUUUCUAGUCCGAGACAUUGGGCAAGAUAAAAAAGAAGCACUAAUACUGGAUUUUCAACUUGCACGUUGCGCUAGCCCUGCCACAGAUCUAUCGUUUUUAAUUUAUUCUUGCACUCAGAAGCCAUUUCGAGAUCAGUAUUAUGAUGACAUAUUAAAAGUUUAUCACUCCGAAUUGAGCAGCGCCAUUAAAUCUCUUGGAUCUGAACCAGAAAAGAUUUAUCCGUGGGAUUUAUUUUUGGAAGAUGUGAAAAAAAAUUUCAUACUUGGAUUAGUGUUCGCUCUGGAAUCUGUCCCAUUUUGUCUAUUGGACCCAUCACAAUCAUUCGAUUUAGAUGCUAUUAUCAAGGGCGAUGAGGCAGUAAAUAUUGCUGAUGCAUGGACGGUAUCUAAUAUUAAAACAUCAAGUGGAAGGCAAAGAUUAGCAGACGUAAUUGUUCACGCAGUUGAGAAUGGUUAUUUAUGAAAAAAGAUAUUUAUAUGUAAUUCAUCUUUUUGCGUUAUAGAAGAUUAUAAAGCAUGAUUAUCAUUU